This is a messenger RNA of Boeremia exigua, 990 nucleotides long. RefSeq lists its product as uncharacterized. Bases 151 to 849 code for a protein of 232 amino acids. The record is from RefSeq and is a predicted model, not a curated record. Lineage: Eukaryota; Fungi; Ascomycota; Dothideomycetes; Pleosporales; Didymellaceae. The transcript has a single exon.
CGUCUAUUUUGCGCGAACUAAUCACUAACUGAGCCACUGCAGCUAUCCAAUGAGCUAUUCAGCUCAGUGGCUGUGAAGGCUGUGAAAGUCAACCUUCUUCUAUUCUAAGAACAUCACUGAGAUGGAAGACCUCAAAAUGACUAUAAAGACAUGAAGGAGCCUACUUCAAUAAUCAUCAUCACAACAAGCCUCAACAUCACUACACUUCAAACUAGCUUCGCAUACCUAUUCAACUCAUUCCAUCCACUUCAAUUCCAACCACAUUCAUCACUCAAUAUGCAGUUCUUCACUUCCGCCAUCGCCAUUGCCAUCAUUGGCCUCACUUCAGCCGUACCUAUCGAUACCAACAGUGGUUGCCCCAGCACCGGACCUGAGCCUUCCAACAUCAUCCGCCCAGCGGUCACUUCUCAGUACGAAGUCUCCACGGGCGCGGUGCACUACGACGUGACAUCCGGCAAAAUCUUCAAAGACGGCAAGACAACCGAUAUUACCACUCUCCUCACCUUUGAGGUCCCAGCCGAGUCGGCUGGCAAGAUCUGCACCUUCCAUUUCGACCUUGAUAGCAGCGCAACCGUCUCCGGCUCCGCGCAGUUUGAUGUGUUUACAUCCCUGGCUCCGGCCGAGGCCGACAGUUCUUCCUGGCCUUCGGGUAACUUGAGGGACCAGUACGUCGGGCGUAUGGCUGCGACUGUGGGCGGUUCGGCGACUUGGGUUCCGGGCUUCCCGACUUUCGGCCAGAGCUUCCUCUGCCCGGCUGGACAGACUUUUGGCGGCGAGUUGGUGGGUACAGGCGACGCUGAUGUUAUCGAGUGGUUGGCUGGGUCUACCGGCCCUUACAUCAUGUACUAGUCUAGCGGGCGAUGCUUGAGCUUUUGCGAGGGGUUUUGGUGUGCUUUGAACUUAGAAUGAUCUGGCUUUGGUAGUUCUGGCGUUGGCUCCGUUCUCGAGUUUGGUGCAAUUUGUUCAGUAAUGUUUUCAUAAUUAAUUCAC